AUGAAUUCCAUCAAGCAAGCAAUCGAGUCCGCUCGAUCAAGGACCUCGGACGUCAUGAAUACUGCCAAGAGAAGUGAGACGGCCGCCAAGGCCUCUGACAUUAUUCAUACUCCUGUCAUGCGGGCUGCCUUGCCGUUCAUCAAUGGAGGCAUCGCCGGAAUGGUAGCCACCUCUGUGAUCCAGCCAGUCGACAUGGUCAAGGUCCGCAUCCAACUUGCUGGCGAGGGCACAACUGGAGGUCCCAAGCCUACUCCGCUGUCUGUCACUCGACACAUCAUCUCCAGCGGAAAGGUCCUCGACUUAUACACUGGCCUGUCUGCCGGUCUCCUCCGACAGGCUGUAUACACAACCGCUCGGCUGGGCUUCUUUGACACCUUCAUGGGAAGGCUAACAGAGCGAGCAAAAGCCCAGAAUAAACAGAUUGGUUUCUCAGAACGAGCAACAGCUGGUUUGGCGGCCGGUGGUCUAGCAGCCAUGAUUGGCAACCCGGCUGACCUGGCACUGAUUCGAAUGCAGAGCGACGGCUUGAAGCCUCUUGCCGAGCGCAAGAACUACAAGUCGGUCAUCGAUGCACUGGGAUCCAUUGCCAAGGGCGAAGGCAUCGCAGCUCUCUGGGCGGGUGCCGCACCAACCGUUGUUCGCGCCAUGGCCCUCAACUUCGGUCAGCUGGCCUUCUUCAGUGAGGCCAAGGCACAGAUGAAGCAGAACACAAACUUGUCUGCACAAGCCCAAACUCUGAGCGCCAGUGCUAUUGCAGGUUUCUUUGCCAGUUUCUUCAGUCUCCCAUUUGACUUUGUCAAGACAAGAUUGCAGAAGCAGUCAAGGGGACCUGACGGCAAGCUUCCGUACAAGGGAAUGGCCGACUGCUUCACCAAGGUGGCCCGACAGGAAGGCGUCAUGAGAUUCUAUCGAGGAUUUGGAACGUACUACGUCCGCAUUGCCCCUCAUGCCAUGGUAACUCUCAUCGUUGCCGAUUAUCUGGGCUGGUUGACGAAAUAG
Trichoderma harzianum CBS 226.95 is the source of this 999-nucleotide messenger RNA. RefSeq lists its product as hypothetical. NCBI's taxonomy places the organism in Eukaryota, Fungi, Ascomycota, Sordariomycetes, Hypocreales, Hypocreaceae. Bases 1 to 999 code for a protein of 332 amino acids. The transcript has 2 exons. Gene Ontology annotation, molecular function: oxoglutarate:malate antiporter activity. Gene Ontology annotation, biological process: transmembrane transport. The record is from RefSeq and is a predicted model, not a curated record.